CUGCGCCACACACCUCGUGCCUUUGCUGCCCCUCCUCAUUGCCGGGAUUUGAUGCUUAAGCUCGGGGUUCGAUCAGCUCGAUGAACGAGUUGGAGUUAGCUUUUGUAGUGGUGUGGUGAAGUUGAUCAUUUGUAUACUUCGGAGUUAGGUGACGAAGAGAGUCUCGGAGGGACGACACGAUUUUAUUUUAUUUCUUAAUUUGUUCGUGCGUGUACCAAAGGGUGGAAGGAGUAGUUGCCGAUUUAUUCAUGGAGGAACACAGCUUUGUUGUUACAUGGAUUGUGCCGCUACCGGUAUAGUUGGAAAGUUGGUUGUACGAGUUGCAGAGCACGAGGGAGUGUACAGAGUGGUGGAGGAAAUCGUAAUUUGGACUUUGGGGGGCUUAUGUUCGGUUUAGUCGGUUUUAGUUUGUGAUCCGUCGUUAAGAACCAAAAAGGGAAUGGAGAAGAUGAAGAGGAUGAAAGGUUUAAGAAUAGCGCUGCUUGCGGCGGCGGUGAUGCUCGCAGUGGAGCUCGUUUCCGGAAAUUUUGUGGUGGAAGAGAAUAGCUUAGCUGUUAUGUCUCCCGAGAGUUUGAAGGGGACGUAUCGCAGCGCUAUCGGUAACUUUGGAGUCCCAAAAUAUGGUGGUACGCUGUCAGGGGUGGUCAUUUAUCCAACUGUGAACAUGAAAGGCUGUGGAAAAUUCCCUCAUGAUCAUUUUCGAUCGAAUUCCGGCGAACGUCCUAAAUUCGCACUUAUUGAUCGCGGCGAUUGUUAUUUUGCAACUAAAGUCUGGAACGCACAACAAGCCGGCGCAGCAGCGGUGCUUGUGGUAGACAACAGGGACGAGGAUCUGAUAACCAUGAACUCGCCGGAGGAGGAUCCUGUGGCAUCAAAAUACUUACCAAAUAUCUCCAUUCCAUCUGCUCUGAUUAUUAAGAAAUUUGGGGAUAAGUUGAAAACUGCCCUGAGCAACAAGGAGUUGGUGGCUAUCAAAUUAGAUUGGCGAGAGGCAAUGCCUCAUCCAGACGAACGCGUGGAGUAUGAGUUUUGGACCAAUAGUAACGACGAGUGUGGCCCCAAAUGUGACGAUCAGGUUGAGUUCGUGCGAAACUUCAAGGGUGUCGCUCAGAUUCUGGAGCGGGGAGGUUACACUCAAUUCACCCCCCAUUACAUCACGUGGUUUUGCCCACAGGCGUUUAUUGAAAGCAAGCAAUGCAAGGCACAGUGCAUCAACAACGGUCGCUACUGUGCCCCUGAUCCGGAGCUAGACUUCACGCGAGGGUAUGAUGGCAAGCAAGUUGUCACCGAGAACCUUCGACAACUCUGCGUAUUCAAGGUCGCAAAUGAGAGUCUACCCCGCCAGCCAUGGAAAUGGUGGGAUUAUGUCACAGAUUUUCAGAUACGCUGCAGGAUGAAAGACAAUAGAUAUGGCCCUGAAUGUGCCGAGGAAGUCAUGAAAUCUCUUUCUAUCGAUGUGGACGCGGUGCGCAAGUGUAUUGGCGACCCAAAUGCGGAUGCUGAUAAUGAAAUUCUUAAGCACCAGCAAGACGUGCAGGUUGGCGAAGGCGUUCGGGGGGAUGUAACCAUUUUGCCUACGCUUGUCAUCAACCAACGGCAAUAUCGAGGCAAACUAGACAAGACUGCGGUGUUGAAGGCCAUCUGCGCGGGGUACCUAGAAACCACAGACCCACCCAUAUGCUUAAGCGACACCAUAGAGACUAACGAGUGUGCAGAUAAUAAUGGCGGUUGUUGGGAGAGAGGUUCCAUAACCGCGUGCAAGGAUACAUUCAGAGGUCGUGUUUGUGAAUGCCCACUUGUACAUGGAGUCCAAUUCGAAGGUGACGGUUAUACUCACUGUGAAGCCCAUGGACUGGGGCGCUGCAAAGUACAGAAUGGCGGAUGUUGGGAAGAAACACGACUUGGAGUUUAUCAUUCGGCUUGCAGUGAUUAUCAUCACCAUGGGUGUCAUUGUCCACUGGGCUUUGAAGGAAAUGCAUCGAAGGUUGAAGGGGGUUGCGUAGAUAUCGAUGAAUGCGCCAGAAAAUUGAAGUGCCAGUGUCCUGAUUGUAAAUGCACCAAUACUUGGGGUUCAUACGAGUGUGAAUGCGCUAACGAUCUUCUGUACUUCCACGAGCAUGACACAUGCAUAAAUCGGAAGAGUGGGCAAUCCAAGGCGGCAGGGUGGGUAGUUUCCCUUAUUGUGCUCGCUGGUCUGUCAGUUCUUGGACUUGGCAGUUACGUUGUCUACAAGUAUCGCCUUCGGACGUACAUGGAUUCGGAGAUUCGAGCGAUCAUGGCUCAAUACAUGCCGUUGGAUAGUCAAGGCGAAGUUCAGAACCACUCUCACAAUGGGGUGAGGGAGCCAUGACGCUGUGGAAGUCAAUGUGGUUCGUUACUCAAAUUAUGUGGUACCUGACGGCUGUUCAAUAUUUGGGAUUCAAGAAGAAAGUGCUUCUACCCCAUUGAUUCAUGAAGCCAUGUGUUCCUGAAAUUAACUAACAGUGUAAGAAGACUUUAUGUAAAGAAAGUAGCCAGGAAUAUAAUAGGAUGUUCAUGUGUACAUUGAUGAGAAGCGGGGAGUGCACCUUUUUUUUUCCAUGGUGCAAAACCGAAUACAAUCCUGCUGAUUGCAACGAGUGGGUUCCUUGCAACAUACGUAGAUACCAGUGUUACACUGUGAUUAAAACUGUCCACAAGGACGAUCUUACAGUAUUUAAGAUCUUCGGUUACAGCUUGUUGUGCAUGUCUAUGAUACUCUUAGGCGUCUGCAUUCAGUAUGCUUUUGCGGUUUGACAUGCCGCUAUGAAUCUCAUGUAUUCCCUGCAAUAUUCCCGAAAAUCUCAAAUUCCUUGAA
Molecule: messenger RNA, 2836 nt
Organism: Physcomitrium patens
Lineage: Eukaryota; Viridiplantae; Streptophyta; Bryopsida; Funariales; Funariaceae
Product: vacuolar-sorting receptor 3
Molecular function (GO): calcium ion binding
Source: RefSeq, a predicted model, not a curated record